Molecule: messenger RNA, 1167 nt
Organism: Symbiodinium necroappetens
Lineage: Eukaryota; Dinophyceae; Suessiales; Symbiodiniaceae
Source: the annotation of a GenBank genome assembly
AUGUCCCCAGCGGACGGCCUGGUGCAGCGUGAUGCUGGCCAAGGACCACUUCCGAGUCUGGAAAGGACGCUGACAGGCAACACUGGGGCAAAGCCGGAAACUGAAGCAGAGCUUCAAGAUUUGGUCAACCAGCUCUUCUUUCUGGCAGACGUCGACGGCAGUGGAACGAUUCAGUUCAAAGAGUUCCUGGACCAUCACGGCCGGGUGCAUGAAAUCGCUGCAGAAUCCUUGGGACGUGCCGAGGUCUUGUCGAGCGAGGAGGCACAGAGGCUCUUCCGUCAAGCGGACCGAGACCACAACCACCGGCUCGAUCGAGAGGAGUUCUUCGACUACAUGCACGGGCUUCUUAAUGUGAUUGGCAUCAAGCAGUUCAAGAGCGUGUGCGAAGUUCUCGUAAAAGAAGAGAACCUUCGUCGAGCGCUUAUGACCGAAGGAUUCGACCGGAAAUCUUCAGAACGGCUGCUUGAGCAGGCCACAGUCGCCAACUUUUACAAGGAACCGAUGAAGGAGGCGGCGCUCGCCCUCCUUCGAAGCCGGGCUGAUCCGAAUAUUGCUGACAAAAGCGGGACGACUGCACUGCUGCAUAUGUGCGGAAAGAUGGAGGCCAGCUUCGCCAAGCAACUUCUCGUUGCUCGCUGUGACCCGCUGCGCCACAACAAGGACUUUGAUUGUCCCAUCUUCCGCGCAGCACGUGCGCGACACAUGGGUGUGCUGAAUGUCUUCUUGCAGCCCGACUGGAGCCCCCCAGUGGAGGGUGUUGCCUUCGAGGAGAACUCCCCAGAAGCGAGGCAGCAACUCGGGGAGGAUUUGGUGAAGCAGAUGCACCAGUGGUCUGGUACUCAAGUCAAGCAGAUGAUUGCGAAACGUGCUGACCUGAACUACAAGGCGCUGAAUGGUUGGACUCCUUUGACGAUGGCGGUUUUCUAUGAUCGGAAGGAGUGUGUCGAGGCCCUCAUUCGCAUUCAGGAUCCUCUGAGAGGCCUGAAGCUACAGAUGCAGGGCAGGAAUGCGCGAGGGCGAGCGGCGCUUCAUGUGGCAGCCCGGAAGGACCUCCCAGAGAUAGCCAAGCUCUUGAUCAGCAACGGCGCCGAUCCUGACGUCAAGGACGUUGAUGGAUGGACUCCCCUGCACCAUGCCUGUUUCAAUGGAAAUUCGGGCAUGGUGAAG